Messenger RNA from Rana temporaria (common frog), 1676 nucleotides. It is a transcript of the gene FBLN5, whose product is annotated as fibulin 5. NCBI's taxonomy places the organism in Eukaryota, Metazoa, Chordata, Amphibia, Anura, Ranidae. The record is from RefSeq and is a predicted model, not a curated record. The transcript is spliced from 12 exons. Gene Ontology annotation, molecular function: calcium ion binding. Bases 273 to 1601 code for a protein of 442 amino acids.
AGCUGAUAACUCUCUGCCAUUCCUUCCACAUCCACCACCUUUAAUCUUUGGUGACUGGACGCUGAUUAUGUGUCCCCUGCAAAUUGGUCUGAUGCAGAGUUCCAGCGAGAGGCUAAGCUGAACCAGGUGCCUCCUCAGCCUCCAGUCCAGUGUGUUCAGCCCCAGUGGAAGCUUCUCCUCCCUCCUGACACCAGCUUCUCCUCUACAAGACUGAUCCUCGACUGCCUCUCCUCCUCCUCCUUCUCCUCCAGCCUGGGAGCCCGGUGCACAAAAUGCUGAAAUUCAGACUCGUGGCCCUGUUCACACUCUCCCUCUGCCUCACAGACCCUGUACAUGCCCAGGAACAGUGCUCCAAUGGCUUCCAGAUAGACAGAGCGACCGGGGAAUGCUUAGACAUAGAUGAAUGUCGGAUCAUCACCGAUGCUUGCCGCGGAGACAUGGUCUGUGUCAAUCAGAAUGGCGGCUAUCUCUGCAUCCCCCGGUCCAGCACAUACAGAGCACCGUACCGCACCCCUUACCUGCCCGCUGUCUCGCCGCUUGCUCCUCCUCUCUCUGCUCCCAACUUCCCGUCACCAGCCCGACCUAUCAUAUGUCGCUUCGGCUACCAGAUGGAUGAAAACAGCCAAUGUGUCGAUAUUGAUGAGUGUGCGAGUGAAUCCCAUCACUGUAACCCCACCCAGGUGUGUAUAAACACAGAGGGAGGAUAUACAUGUUCCUGUACGGAGGGCUACUGGCUCCUCGAAGGACAGUGCUUAGACAUUGAUGAAUGCCGCUACGGGUAUUGCCAGCAGCUCUGUGCCAACGUGCCUGGUUCUUACUCCUGCACGUGCAACCCAGGAUUUUUGCUGAACUCAGAUGCAAGAUCCUGCCAAGACGUUGAUGAAUGUACCACACAGAAUCCAUGUGUCCAAAGCUGUGUUAACACGUAUGGUUCAUAUUUGUGUCGAUGUGAACCGGGAUAUGAGCUGGAUGAAGACGGCAUCAACUGCACUGAUAUGGAUGAAUGCAGCGUUUCAGAGUUCCUGUGUCAGGACCAGUGUGUCAAUGAGCCUGGAUCCUACUACUGCAGCUGUCCGAAUGGCUAUGUGCUGCUCGAUGACAGCCGGACAUGUCAGGAUGUCGAUGAAUGUGACACACGGAAUAAUACCUGCACAGCUCAGCAGACGUGCCUCAAUAUCCCUGGAACCUACAAGUGUUUAGAUCCCGUGCGAUGUGAGGAGCCGUACAUUCAGAUCAAUGAUAAUCGCUGUAUGUGCCCUGUGGAGAACCCUACCUGCCGGGACCAGCCAUUCACCAUUGUCCACAGACACAUGGACAUCUUCUCCAACAGCCGGGUUCCUUUAGAUAUCUUCCAGAUGCAAGCCACCAGCCGCUACCCUGGGGUCUACUACAUCUUUCAGGUCAAAUCUGGAAAUGAGGGGAGAGAAUUCUACAUGAGGCAAACGGGCCCCAUCAGUGCCACGCUGGUGUUGACGCGACCAAUCAAAGGGCCGCGUGAUGUAAACUUGGACCUGGAAAUGGUCUCUGUGAACACCGUGGUUAACUUCCGAGGCAGCUCCAUUAUCCGCUUGAGAAUAUUUGUGUCUCCGCAUCCGUUCUGAGCCAGGUCUUAUUAAUGUGAUGACGUCACCCCCUUUCCUGGUGCGCAGUCUUGAUGCGUUACACACCUAGGAACA